CGGAUCCCGGAAGUGAAUUAACUGUGUGCCACUAAAGUCACACUUGCGUUUAUGCUAUAGCAUCACUUAAGUUAUGUUUUCUGUUAACGCUUUCGUACGUCGUGUAAGUAAUAUGGGACCGCUGUCAAACGGCACGGUGCUGGGAAAUGGAAAGAAAUGAGUUGAAAACGCCUUCAGGACCUCAGGUGUGACCUCCAGUGGGUGCAGUGUAUCACACCAUGUUGGUGACAGCGUACCUUGCCAUCAUUUUCCUGCUUGCCUUGUGUGUUGGCCUCGAGCUCACAGCCCGCCGUCUCACCCCACCUCAGUCUGCUCCUACUGCUGUAGCCAACCCAGUCUUCCGCCGCUUCCAGAGCAUAUUUCUCCGGGCAUACCUUUUGGCUUUGUGGGCAGACUGGCUCCAGGGUCCUUACCUCUACAAACUGUACCGCCAUUACAGUUUCCUGGAAUCCCAAAUAGCCAUCUUGUAUGUGUGUGGCCUGGCCUCCUGUGUGCUGUUUGCUCCUAUUUCAGGCUGGCUCCCUCAAGCCUUGGGUCGCAGACAGACAUGUCUUCUCUUCUGCCUGUCCUACUCUGCUUGUUGUCUCACCAAGCUGUCCAGAGACUACUUUGUUUUGAUUGUGGGCCGGGUCCUGGGGGGUCUGUCCACAUCCCUGCUCUCCACCACAUUUGAAGCCUGGUAUGUGCACCGUCAUGUAGACAUCCACGAUUUCCCCAAGGAGUGGAUCCCCAGCACCUUCACCAAAGCUGCUACCUGGAACCAUGGGCUCGCUGUAGGAGCAGGGCUGGUGGCUAACUUGCUGGCUGAGUGGCUCCACCUGGGGCCUGUGGCUCCCUUUCUCCUGGCUGUACCCUGCCUGGCGUGCUGUGCCUGGGUGGUGCUAACAGACUGGGGCAAGGAAGAGGCGGAAGAAGGUCCUGCAGGGGACAAACAAACGCUGCAUCUUGGCACUCCAAAUGGAGCUGUGACCCGUUUGUCUGCGUGGGCCCGCUUCACACGCAGUUGCCAUGAUGGCUUGCGCUGCUUGCUGUCGGACAGGAGAGUCCUGCUCUUGGGUGGAGUGCAGGCUCUGUUUGAAAGUGUCCUCUACAUUUUUGUUUUCCUGUGGACCCCGGUACUGGACCCUCAUGGACCUCCUUUGGGUAUAGUGUUCUCUUGCCUGAUGGCUGCCAGUAUGGCCGGCUCAUUGCUGUACCGCCUAGCCACCUCCACACGCUACCGUCUUCAGCCUGGCCAUGUUCUCUGCCUGGCUGUGCUGAUGGCCUUCUUCUCCCUCUUCAUGCUGACCUUUUCCACUGCUCCUGGCCAGCCAAGACCUCAUGAGUCCUUUCUGGCCUUUCUGCUGCUGGAGCUGGCCUGUGGCCUCUAUUUCCCUGCAGUCAGCUUUCUCCAGGGCAGGGUGAUCCCAGAGGAAAAGCGAGCAGGUGUGCUGGCUUGGUUCCGGUUGCCUCUGCACCUGCUGGCCUGCCUAGGGUUGCUGGCGCUCCAUGGGGAAAUGUCAGGAACGGGUGGAGGGGAGGCUGGCAGCGGCACCAGACACAUGUUUGGAGGCUGUGCAGUCAUGAUGCUGGCAGCUCUGAUGGCUGUAGUCAGUCUGUUCACUCUAGGCAGAAAUGACAUAGACCUGAGACUGGAAGGAACCAGAGGGGAGGGGGAGAUGUUCUGAGGAGAUAAACCACACAUCCAUUCAUGUGUGACUGGUUUCAAAUGCAUUGUGCCAGUUUUGUCUGAAAGUAGAAACCUCAUGUGUUCCACUGGAGUAGUCGUAAGUCUACAUUUUGCCAAAUGCAUCAAUGGGUGUUUUCGUAAAUUAAAAUUCAGUUGAAUUUCCAUUUUUAUGUUUCCCCUGUUACGUCUUUGUUGUUUUUGGGAGAGGGUUUUUCUAAUCCUCUAUGGAUGUUUUCAGAACAUGAACCAUAUCUACCUUAAUUUGUCAAGUAAAUUGCAGGAAGCUUUGUCAGCCAUAUCCAAAACUCUUAUCAUUCCAUUAACUAUUCCAGAUAAAAACAUAUCAUUGCUUCAUUGUGUCCUGAAGGGAGAUGGGGUGAUGUGUUAACCUGUCACUAUCCUCAUAAGGAUCUGUAAUAUUUUAGUUCCAUCAUAUGUUUAUAAACGGAUGUGAAAAGAUGUGAGUUUACAGAGAGCUCAAUGAAUAUCCAAAGAAAUAAGUCAUAACUUACAUGUAGACCAGUAUCUGAAUGUCAGUUCUUAUAGUACUUCUUCCACAAUACUUUUAUUUCUGUGUGUGUGUUGUUGGUUUUUUCCAGCUUCUGUGUAUUUUUAAUGAUAAGAGCAAUCAGUAGGUCAGUUUUACUUUGAAUGCUUUUUCUGCACUUGUCUACAGGAUAUUUGAUCUGUAUUGUCUUAACAUUUUUUCUGUUCUUAACACUUUUAAAUAAAAGUGCAUAUUGUACAUAA
Molecule: messenger RNA, 2419 nt
Organism: Morone saxatilis (striped sea-bass)
Lineage: Eukaryota; Metazoa; Chordata; Actinopteri; Moronidae
Gene: slc61a1
Product: major facilitator superfamily domain containing 5
Exons: 2
Coding region: 219-1667 (482 amino acids)
Biological process (GO): molybdate ion transport
Cellular component (GO): membrane
Molecular function (GO): molybdate ion transmembrane transporter activity
Source: RefSeq, a predicted model, not a curated record